Molecule: messenger RNA, 498 nt
Organism: Brassica napus (rape)
Lineage: Eukaryota; Viridiplantae; Streptophyta; Magnoliopsida; Brassicales; Brassicaceae
Exons: 1
Coding region: 1-498 (165 amino acids)
Source: RefSeq, a predicted model, not a curated record
AUGGAGAAUAGUCAUUUAAGUGGUCAAGAAACAGUUCCCAUUAGUCAGGGUGAAUCUAGUUUGCAAGUCUCCGGUGAAACUCGUUUGUUAAGUCAGAAUCCGGAUGAGCUUUUACUCGAGGAAAAAGAUGAUACACUCAGUAGUGAUGAUGCUUCAGUCAGUGAUUUCGAUGAAGAAGAGAACAUAGACAACAACGAGGAACAUCUUCAGACUAAAGCUGUUGAUGCUUUAGAGGCAAACAAUGAAAAUCAGAAAAGCUAUGAACUAUGUAUUGGAAUGGAGUUUAGUUCUGAUGAGUCUGCAUAUAAAGCUUAUAGAAAGUAUGGAUGCAAUCAUGGUUUCGAUGUAAGGAGACAACGGACUUCGAGAAAAAACCAGAAGCUAGUAAGGGUGGUUUAUGUAUGCUCAAAAGAGGGGUUUAGACAAGAACCUAAGGUCAAGAAAUCAUUUUCACGACCAACCACAAGGUGUGGUUGUCAAGCUCGCAUAUCUUGCUAA